CACAAAUUCAAGAACAAACAAAACUUUGUGAAGUUAACGAUACCGAAACUUUGAGGCAGCAGCUGUUACAGGUGGACACAGAAGAUGGCCUUCCAAGCAGUAUGACAUCCAGCUUUACAUCAGACUCUGGAAAACUUGCUGAUGGCCCCCCGGAUAACUGUUUCCAAGUUCCAGCACAGGAAUGCUCUUCUGUCAGACCGGAAACCGGGCAAGCGACAUAUCCUCAACAGACAACUACUGUGUAUCAAGGACAUCAGGAAAGUGUACAAGACCAGGACAUUGUCCAAAGUCAGGCAGGGCAGGUUGCAUAUGAUGCUAGGAUUAUUGAAAGCGUUUCCAGCAACGUGGACUCUGCGAGUGAGCAAACUGACAUGUCAUGUGAUGCAUCUGGUAAACAUUCUGCAAAAAAAGAAACUUGGCAAACGCAGAAAAACCCAGGACCGUGGUCCGAGACUGACGGUGUUAAGUGUUGAUGAGGGUAGCGUUGUUGAAUGUCUUUUGGAAUCAGUUAAAAAAACUGUAACAUUCAAAUUUGACAUUGGCGACGUUGUUCCAGAAGAAAUAUCUAACAACUUGGUGAUGACACAGUUACUGGCAGAACAACAUGCUGAUAUUUUUGUUGAUCAGAUUCAGGAUAUCGUGUCCCAGUUGAAAGAACAUCCCGAGAAGAUCCCCGUUGUUCAUGUCAGCGAUGUACAGGUUUCAACUUCUACUUCAAGUCCUAUCAUAAGUCGACGUCAAGUUAUUCGAGAUCAUUUAGAUUUAUCCUGUUCCAAGAAAUUCAGUUUUGACAGUCAAGAGGUCAGUUCUCCUUCGACUCCUAAAACUGAUGGAGACAGAGAAAUCUGUGCUCCAUCACAUGGAUCACCAGUACACAAACCUCAUCCACAGUCUGUUACACCAUCCUCCUCCUCCUCCUCUCCAUUGGUUGUUUCAGGACAUCAACAUUCUGCUCAUCCAUCACUUACUCAAGAAGCUAUGGCUAACACACAGUUAAUAGCUGCUACUUCUCAGCCUCAGGUUAUUCCAGUCAUUUCAAGGUUUAAAGUUAGUCCCGUGGAAGAAUCUUGUCCAUUACUUGGUUCAACGACUGCUCGAUUAUCAGACACUGAUUCAGUAUUUCAGGAAGAUCUUCCCAACAGUGACGUUAACCAGUCAGGUAGAGUAAGAGAUGUUGGUAACAGCAAUGUAUUUCCUAGUACUUCAACCUCACAGCUGCAGCUCACCCUGUCUGAAAGCACAGUAACCACUGAAGAUAGUGUCCUAGGGGGAAGCACCUGUUCUUCUGUUUUCAGCGGUUUAGAUUCAGGAAGUCGGACAGGCCAGACAGAUAAUAGUAGUGGAAACAGCAGCAGUGCUAGCACCCACCAACAGUCCCAGAUCUUACCUCAUGUUCCUGACUUGAGUAGUCUACAACAAAAACUGGCCGAAUUGACUUCAUCUUUAGCUCAUUGUACUUGUGGGACCACUAGUACCUCUGACACCAACCCAACAUGGACAGUGGCUAGUGAAGCAACAGGUGGACAGCCAGUUUCAUCCCAACAUCAGCAACAUGGAGGACAAAAAGCAACAGCGUAUUUCAUGGAUAAAACUCAAUCUACUUGUGAUGGAAUACUGACUGAAAGCUCACCUGUUUCCCCACAGCACAAAGUGAGCACAGCAGUCACUUCGAAAGAAGAAAACCUGUCAGUUUCUGCAGCAGUAUCACAACAUACUGGGGUUCAUAUUUCUGUUGGUAUUGACAAAGAAGCUGCAAAACACACCAACCUAGAACAACAGAAACACACUAUGCAUCUCAGUGAGGCCCAGACACAGACUACACCUGACUGUAAAAUUAUUGAGAUGGGUGAACAGAGUAAAGGGUGGCAGUUGGUCACAUCUUCUGUUCCUGCUGGUCAGCUUGGAAGUCUACCAUCACAACUAACAAGUUUUCCUUGCUCUGCUGUUAUUACCAGUCAUAUUACACAACCAACACUUGUCCCUUGCUCUACCAUUUCUGUUAGUCAACUUGCACAACCAGUAGCUGUUCCUCACUCUGUUUCUGUUAGUCAACUUGCACAACAGGCAGUUGUCCCCCACUCUUCUGUUUCAGUUAGCCAAAUUGCACAACCAGCACUUGUCUGUUACUCUUCUGUUCCUGACAGUCAUUUACCACAACCAGUAGUUGCACCUAACACAUUCAGCCAACCUUCACAACCAGUAGUCGUCUUCCACUCUACCGUUUCUGAUAGCCAACUUACACAACCAGCAAUUUUUCCUCACUCCACUGUUUCUGCUAAUCAACUUCCAGUACUUCCUGUAGUUGUUGCAAACUCAAUCACUACGAGUUAUGUUACUGGUCAAGCAAUUCAACCAGUAGCUGUUCCUCAUCCUGAUAUUACCAGUCAUUUUCCACAAAGUGGCAUUUCACUUAGUAAACCUGUAGACAAAGUGACUCAACCAGUAGUCUUCCCUCAAUCUGAUAUUACUAGACAACUUGGAGCUGAACUACUGCAACCACCAGGGGUUUCCAAAGCUGUUAUUACAUGUGAUCAGCUUGAUAUUCCAUUGAAGCAAGCACCAAUUAUAUUUCAGUCAUUUCUUCCCACAAGUCAACAUGAGGAUCACCUGAUUCAACCAGCAGUUGUGCAGACUACAUCUAGGGUUAGUGAACAAGAUAGUUUGACAUCACAGAUGACAGUUGUUGCUCAUUCUACUAUUGCCGGGAGUGAGCUUGUUGGUCAGCUGACACAACCAGUUUCUGCUGUUUCAUCAUCAUCAUGUGCUCCUGUCACAAGUCAAGUGAAACAUUCUUCAUCCACUGAAGUUCUUGAUGAUCUAACAGAUCAACAGAUGCAAGUAACUCUUUCUCUGGCUAAUUUACCAUAUAAUGUCUCAAGCAUUUCGCAAGCCAACUCUGUCAAAAAGAUUAGUAAACUGCCUUUAGUUGACUCUACACUUGUUGAUCUGAACGUAACCAGAAAUUCUUUUUCGGGGGUUGUGACUUCUCCAAUUUCACCAGGAAUUCCAUUGGCAGUAUCCUCUUUUCAAACGUUAUCUCACCCUGUUUCUCGUCCACAUGUUUCUACAGCAAGACCCCAUGUUUCAGAGAUAGGUACUGUGUCUCAACUAGAAACUGAUGCAUCAAGACUCUCUAAAAUGGAGACAGGUGUUUCAAUCUCUGCAGUAUUCAAAGAGAGAACACUUUCUUUGCCCUCUCACUAUACUAUGGUAUCUGAAAAUCUCACAAGUGUAACUGAAGUACUGUCCCAGACACCUUCAGGUGCUGUGGAAGCAAUUUCAAUUCCAGUGGGAACAGUAUCUUCCUGCGCUAAAACUCUUUCAUCAAUGUCUUCCAAUGUAGAUAUGUCUCGUAAACCAACUGUUGCAACAAAGUUAGAAGACCUUAAACUGGAGCUUCAGAAACUGCACAGUGUAACUUGUGCUUCUGUUGGGAUGGCUGCUAAUAUCGAACAAGGUUUGCAAGCUAUCUUUGCACAGACUGUUCCGGCACAAACCUUUACUACCCCGGCUCAUUCCCAGCCUCAAGUGUUAUCCCACAUCCAUUCUGGAGUAUCUGGACUUCAGUAUAUUUCAGCACCUGAUACAGUAUUGACCUUCACACAGCCAUGCACUUCUGUAUCUGCUGUUCCUGACAGCUUUCUUCCGUCUCACUCCCAACCUCAAACACCUGUUACAGUAACUGAAUCAGCUAGCACCAGUAUGCACCAUUUUAGUGAAAUUUCACACGGACAUCUGUCUCAACCUGUUACUCCCCAUGUUAACAGUGUAGUUUUGCCUACUUUUCAAUCUGACUUGUCCUCUGCCACUACCGUAAGUACUUAUACUACUUUAUCCUGUUCUGUGCUAAAAACAGAUUCUGCACAUGCUAUGCUUCCAGGAUUUCCAUCAACAGAGCCAAUAUCAUUACAUAUUGCUCCAGACCAAUAUGGAAGUCCUACAACCAGCAUCCCUCUCUCAGUUUAUAGUAUUGCAGUAGCUAAUGCCAGUGUUUCUUCUGUUCCUGUCUUGCCGUGUGGACAUAGCACAAGUGUUGUGUCAUCCUUUGUGCAACCUCCGAGCCUGCCAACAAACUUUUCAUCAGAGAACUUGGCAUCACAAAAGGUCCAAGUAUCUGCCCUGGUGGCGACAGGGCAGCAGAGCAGUAGGGUUUCACGGUUCCUUGUAACCCCAGUGAAAGAGGGACUUCCUGAUAACAUCCAGUUACCUAAGACAACUGAAAUGAAAAGUUAUUCAAACAGCGUAGUAUCAGUAAUCAAUACCACAGAGACAAUCACUGUUAAGUCUUCAGAACCUAAACUCCGUGAUGGUAACUCUCCGGUCAGUAAUUCUGAACCAGCAUUUCAGUAUGGUCGUUUCAAAGUAAAACCAGUAGUUAUUCAGGAUGAUCUUUCACCAUCUACUCCUCAGUCACCCACUGACGGUGUUGAUGAACUUUAUAACUUAUCUGUGGCUGCACCUGUUCAAGAUGGAAGUAGUCAAACUAGCCCAGCGGGCCAUGACAGCAGAGAACCUGGGAACCUCCAAGAUCCAAAAAUCCCUUCACUUCAUGCUCACUUGCCAUUCAUUCGUGAUCACCGCUCUCAGAGUGAUCCUGCAGAAUCGACAAAUUUCCCUUACACUGCAAUUGCUAAUCUUACAGACAUAGUAUCAGGAAACAGUAAUUUGAAACAACUACGAAUUUUAUCAGAUUCUUCAGAAUUUUUGUCAUCAAGUACUGAACAUUUAGCUUGUGAAUCUCCUAAUCCCGAUAUUAAAGGUUUAUUGGGUGGUUACGCCACCUUCCCUUCUACAGAAUUAGUAUACAACUUGAAACAAUAUCCUACUGAAGAUAAAGUACCUAGAACUUUAGAAAUGGCUCUUGCAAAAAUAAUGGGAAGCACUAGGAAUGGUCAUCCACAUCUUUACAACUUACCUACAUAUUUACAGAGUCAAGAGUCUGAAACCUGUAUGUCACAGAGACAAACUGAUAUGCCUGCUCAUGUGACUUGUUGUUUCCCUCUAGCUCACGAUACCCGGCUCAUGCUAAGUCCUUCCCCUACCGAGUUAAUGCCAAACCUUCCAAUCCCAUUACUUUUUAAAGAUGCUCAAACACAAACUGACAGAGUCUCUCAUAGAAAUGUUGCUGUUAAUACUCUACAAAAACGAAUUCUCACAGAUUUGUCUAACUUGCAUAAGACUAAAAGUGAGCAAUCUGAUAAAUGUUUGAAAGAUGAUAGAGUGACACGGAAAACUGGUCGGGUUACUAAUUCUUCUCACCACAGUUCUUCCGUUAGCCUUGAGAAACAAGUAACACAAAUCACAAAAUUCCACAGUGUCUCAGAUUUGUCCAGUCUAUCCAGAAGCCACAACUUGAGUGAUAUGUCUGCCUUAGCACACAAGAAAAACGAACUAUUUGGACACUGUCUCUCAUUAGGACAGUUUUUGAAUGCCUUGGCAAGUGAAGAGAGACAAGAUUCUGAUAUUGAGGAGGAUGAUGCCAGGAGUGAAUACUUGAAAGUGUUAGAAAGACAAAAGAGAGAAAGAGAUGAGUUGAGACAAAGACAUCAACUUGAGUUAGCUAUCUUUAAGCGUCUUAGAAGUAGACCUCCAAGUACAGAUGACACACCAGUAUCUAACUUGAAUGUAAAUCAGCAGACUAGUGUUGAGAUGAGCCAUGAGGUAGGAUCUUGUGCUGAGAGUUUUCAGAAGAAGCCACACAUUAAGAACACCCAAGGACAUUUACCAUCUAGACCCAAUACCCAUGAGCAUUCAUCACAUCGACCCACAAAUCUUUCUUUGAGCUCUUCUCCGGGGUCUUUUCAUUCUGCUAGUAGCUCUCCUGUAGAAUCUUGCCAGUCGUUUCUCCAUCUUUCCGAGAAUCAAAGUGCUCCGGUACCCAUAGUGAAUAAGAAUACAACCAUAUGUUUGGAUUAUGAUAGUGUAUCUUCCUGUACAUGUAGAGACCAUUUGUUUAAUUCCAUGCAGUACUCGUACCAUGCGAACCAACCGGAGGAGAACCUAAGCUACCCAUCAACUAAGUCCCCACCUGGAAAUUUAGCAAAAUCACUCUUAAAUCUCAUGGAAUGUGCUGGACCUAGCAAGACCACAGAACCAAAGAUGACCUUGAAUCAGAUGAAACAAAAACAGUUACAAUGUGGAUACAGCGAAAGCACCCUUCCAUGUGGAUCACUAAUAAAGACGCCCCUUUCGUCACCUCAACUAAGUCGUCACGUCUUUCAGAAAAGCACUUCCACAUCAGUACUUCCCAAUGCAGGUUCAUCUCCUAGAAGUACUACAGUGAACUGCAGCCAGUGUUUGGACAGCUUGUCACAUAUUAAUAAACCAGACACCCAACUCUGGUCCACAGUUUCUUCUUCAUCUUUGGCUGCAACAAAUAGUUCAUUUAUCUCACCUAGUAGAGCUUUCAAUGCAAUGAGUAUGCCUCAUUGUUAAAAGUAUUGUAACACUCGUGAUAUUUGGAUUUAAAAGUAAAUUCAACAAUUGGUGCCUUUUUUUCCAUAAAAAAAAUUAUAACUUGAGAGGUGUUUUAAAUGUGAGAAAAACCAAUACUUUGGUGCUGUUCAUAGCUUGAUUUGUGAAAUAAGUUUUCAACGUGACAAAGUUGUGUUUUGAUAUGAUUAUAGUUUAGUGUGCUGGUUUGAAAAAAACAAAGAAACAAGAUAAUAGAAAUAUUAUUUUUCUGUAAUAAUUACAGCUUUCUGGUCCAACAAGGAGGUUAAGUAGUAGUAGCAGGCACAAUUGAUUUGUGUCCGAGCACGUAUUUUAGAUAAGCAAAGUAUCAGUACUUGUGUUGUGAUUUUUAUUAUUUUUUUUACAGUAAAAA
Limulus polyphemus (Atlantic horseshoe crab) is the source of this 6826-nucleotide messenger RNA. RefSeq names its product mucin-17-like. Bases 142 to 6435 code for a protein of 2097 amino acids. The record is from RefSeq and is a predicted model, not a curated record. NCBI's taxonomy places the organism in Eukaryota, Metazoa, Arthropoda, Merostomata, Xiphosura, Limulidae. The transcript is spliced from 14 exons.